AUGUCGAAAACAAAGACCAAGCGCGCCCGUCGCGAGCUCAAGCGCGAAGGUGAGAAGAAGAUCUUCGCGUUCCACAAGAAGAACGCGAAAGCAGCGGCCGACUCCAAACCCACGGCAAAAACUCCAGCGAACAAGAAGCAAAAGAUGAGUGCACCAAACGCAGCAGCAGCAUCCACACCUGCAACGACGCCCGCCCACGCGCAACCCCCAAAGAAGAAGCACAAAAUCCCCUUCGGCGAGUACGACCACAUACUCCUCGUCGGCGAAGGCGACUUCAGCUUCACGCGCUCCCUCGCCAUAGAACACGGCUGCGCAAACGUAACGGCAACGAGCUACGACGACGAAGAAGACGUCCACAGCAAAUACCCUUCCUUUAGAGAAAUCCAAACCGAACUCUCCUCCCUCACACCGCCCGUCCCCCUCCACCACGACAUCGACGCUACAAAACUUUCCAGCUACAAACACCUACGGUGUAACCGCGACGACGACGAUGACAACGACGAAGAAGGCUGGGACACAAUCGCCUUCAUGUUCCCGCACACAGGCGGUCUAUCCACCGACGUAAAUCGACAAGUGCGCGCCAACCAAGCCCUCUUGGUAUCCUUCUUCAAAUCCUGCCUUGACACCUCGAAUCCCAAACGGCGGCUACAAAUCCUGCGGAACCAGGACGAUAACAAGAAAGGCAGCUCGCCCCAGCAACCCAUCCGCCCUUUCCUCCGCAUGGGCGGCCGGAUUAUCGUCACGCUGUUCGAAGGCGAACCGUACACGCUGUGGAAUAUCAGGGAUCUGGCGCGCCAUGCGGGGUUGAAGGUGGUGGAGAGCUGGCAGUUUGAUUGGAGCCAGUAUCCGGGGUAUCAUCAUGUGAGGACGCUGGGGGCCAUGGAGACGGGGUGGAAGGGCGAGGAUAGGGCGGCGCGCAUGUUUGUGUUUGAGAAGAUCCCGCUCGUGGCGGAUAGUGAUGAGGAGAAGGAGAUGGCGAGGCAGGCAAAGGUGGGCAGGGGCGGGCGGCUGCCGAGUCAGAAAGAGGCGAUGAAGAGGGCGUUGGAGGAAGAUGAGGAGGAGGAUGAAGACGACGACUGA
Molecule: messenger RNA, 1080 nt
Organism: Alternaria viburni
Lineage: Eukaryota; Fungi; Ascomycota; Dothideomycetes; Pleosporales; Pleosporaceae
Exons: 1
Coding region: 1-1080 (359 amino acids)
Biological process (GO): rRNA base methylation
Cellular component (GO): cytoplasm
Molecular function (GO): rRNA (uridine-N3-)-methyltransferase activity
Source: RefSeq, a predicted model, not a curated record